Messenger RNA from Darwinula stevensoni, 474 nucleotides. The record is from the annotation of a GenBank genome assembly. Lineage: Eukaryota; Metazoa; Arthropoda; Ostracoda; Podocopida; Darwinulidae.
UCGCGAUUUUCCGCGGGGAAGGAGGUGGAGGGUUUCGCCUUUCUCUCGCAGUACGCGGUGUUGAACCUUCUGGCGGCGGUCGGGCUCGCGGGGGCGGGGAGCGUGCUCCUCUACACGCUCAAUAAAGGGGAGAGCAUCUUGUGGGAGAGCUUGAAUGGAUACGUGGAGGAAGAGGCUGGUAAUCUCUAUACCCAAGUUUGGGACAGGAUGCAGGGAAACGAUGAGUGUUGUGGGAUCGAGGGCCCCGAAGACUGGGUCAACUCUACUGCCAUCAUUGCCGGCGCGGUUCCGAUAAGUUGCUGCAAGAACCAAAUCAAAUGCGACACGGACAAUGCCACGAGCGAGCACAUUAAUCAGGUCGGGUGCCUGAGAAGUUACUUGGAGAGGCUGCGGGAGUGGAUCGAGGUCGGCAGGCCGGUGACCAUGGUGGCCAUUCCCAUGUCCUUGGUCAUGGUCUGUUUUUUUUUUUGGGCC